Tremella mesenterica DSM 1558 is the source of this 1350-nucleotide messenger RNA. RefSeq lists its product as uncharacterized. NCBI's taxonomy places the organism in Eukaryota, Fungi, Basidiomycota, Tremellomycetes, Tremellales, Tremellaceae. The transcript is spliced from 5 exons. Bases 1 to 1350 code for a protein of 449 amino acids. Gene Ontology annotation, cellular component: cytoplasm; mitochondrion. The record is from RefSeq and is a predicted model, not a curated record. Gene Ontology annotation, biological process: phenylalanyl-tRNA aminoacylation. Gene Ontology annotation, molecular function: phenylalanine-tRNA ligase activity; tRNA binding; ATP binding.
AUGGUCCUUCUGUCACCUCGGACGGUCUUUCAGCCCUAUCUCAUAGAAGGCAAGACCUAUCCUCUAGAUUCAUACUCCAACACUCCUCCCUCUAUUCUCUCCAAAUUACCCCGUUCACUUCACACUCAACCCAAUCAUCCCAUUUCCAUACUUCGACAAAUAAUAGAAUCACAUUUCUCCACAUUCAAGUCUAUCAUACCCUCCUCUCCCGUCGUCACCGUUCAUGAAAACUUUGACGAAUUAGGUUUUCCCUCAGAUCAUCCCGGAAGAGCUCUCACAGACUCGUAUUACCUAAACAAGGAAUACAUGCUACGAACACAUACAAGCGCCCAUGAGGUUGGAACAUAUCGAAAAGAUUUAAAUUCAUGGUUACUCACUGCGGACGUUUAUCGACGAGAUGAAAUUGAUUCUUCUCAUUAUCCAGUCUUUCAUCAAAUGGAAGGAACUCAUAUUUGGCCUCAAGAUGAACUGGACGUGUUACCGGAAUUGAACAGGAAGUUGUCUAUGGAAUUGAAGAAAUGUCCACUUAUCAUUGAAGAUCCAACAAAGGUCGGACCUGAUAAUCCUUAUCAAUCAGAACAUGAUCCUGUUCAUGCGGCUGAAAUCACACAACACUUGAAACAUUCUCUGAAUUCUCUCAUAUUUCGACUUUUUGGACAAUCUGCGACUCAUGAGGGUGAGCCAUUAAGAGUGAGAUGGAUAGAAGCUUUCUUCCCUUUUACAACUCCAAGUUAUGAAGUGGAAGUCUGGUGGAAUGGAGAAUGGUUAGAAUUAUUAGGUUGUGGAGUUGUCAUGCAACGUACUUUAGAUCAAGCGAGAGUUGGUCAUAAAGCCGGUUGGGCAUUCGGAUUAGGUUUAGAAAGAAUAGCAAUGGUUUUAUUCGAUAUCCCUGACAUCCGACUUUUCUGGUCAACAGAUCCAAGAUUCAUCUCGCAAUUUUCUCCUGGACAAAUCACUCAGUUCAAACCUUACUCAAAAUAUCCACCGUGUUACAAAGACAUGUCAUUCUGGCUUCCUAUUUCGUCAGUCCCCGCAUCAUCAGAACAUGGGGCGGUCAGUGCCGGUGGCAGGAUACAAGAAGGGGAGAUGAGUGUGAAAAUGGACGAGAAUGGGGGAAAGGUAUUUCAUGAAAACGACUUUUGUGAGAUAGUGAGAGAUGUAGCUGGGGAUUUAGUAGAGACUGUAGAGUUGAUUGACGACUUUACGCAUCCUAAAACGGGACGACAGAGCAAAUGCUAUCGUCUCAACUAUCGAAGCAUGGAUCGUUCACUAAGUAAUGCAGAAGUCAAUGUACUGCAAGACCAAGUCCAACGUCGUGUCGUCCAAGAGAUGGGCAUCGAAAUGCGUUGA